AUGAUAGACGAACACCGAGCCGAAAUCGACCUGUGUGGACUAGAACCAGAUGACGUCACCCGCCUUCUCACCCACUGCCUCGAAAACAAUGUAUUCGAAUUCGACAACGAGUUCUACAGACAGCGAGUCGGCAUCGCCAUGGGCAACAAGGUGGCACCCCCAGUAGCCAUCAUAUUCAUGCACAAAUUCGAAACGCGUGCACUGGACAAUGCAGUGCUGAAACCAGAGUUCUACUCGAGGUAUAUUGAUGACUCCAUUGGAGUCUGGACUCACGGACAGGACGAGCUGAACAAGUUCCUCGAGUACCUCAACUCCAUCCACCCGAGAAUCAAGUUCACUCUGGAAGAUAGCAACUGUCGUCAGAUGCAGCGGCACGUGCUCGCUCCUGCCAGAAGAUACAGCAGCUAUUCGAAGAAAACGGCUACAGGAAACAGUUGGUGCGGAGGCUGCAACGAGAGGCUACCCGAGCAGAGACACAUCCGACGACAAAUGGAGAGCACCGGCACCACAAAAAGCAGCAAGUACAGCAGCUAG
Molecule: messenger RNA, 534 nt
Organism: Amphibalanus amphitrite
Lineage: Eukaryota; Metazoa; Arthropoda; Thecostraca; Balanomorpha; Balanidae
Exons: 2
Coding region: 1-534 (177 amino acids)
Source: RefSeq, a predicted model, not a curated record